GAAAAACAAUUCAGAGCAAAGUUUGGUUUUACAUGUUUUGAAAAAUCAUAAUAUUUACGAUUUUUGUCAAAAUUUUAUUUUAAAACUAUUAAAAAAAAAAAUUACUACAUUUAACUAAAUUUUAGAUUCUGAGCUGAGCGAAGAAUAUUUUGGUUUUACAAUACUAAUGUUUAUGUUAUAUAUAUUUUUUUCUUUUUUUUAACUGUGAAUAACUUUUCUACCAGAAACCUUGAUUCGAUUGGCAAAUGUAAAACUUUUCUGAAAGGAAAUUUGACUGCGGUUGUACUUUAGGGAGGUCAAUUUUUGAUUUUCCCAGAAGUUUUCUCACUAAAUGAGGAAAACGAGACAACAGGUACGAUAUUAAACAAAUAUUAUUAACGAAAACAUAUGUAAUUAUUUUCCAUAAUAUGAUAUAUUAUACAUUGCUGACAAAGCAACAAUAUCAAUCAAACUCGGCUUAAAAUCGUUUUUUCGUUAGCAAUGGUUGCGCUUACAGAUAAAUAUUAAAUUACUUAUAACAGUAGCUGCGCACCCGACCCCAUUAUCCUAGGAUAGUUUUCUUUUUGACCACUAAGUACGACUUUUAAUGAAUCGAAUCUUUAAGCUAAUAAAAUAUCCCAAAAUAAACCAAAUAAAAAUUACCUAAAAACUCGCAAAACUCAAAUAUCUAUAAAUAGUUCAAAAAUAAUUCAUAUGUUUUGAAAGUCCGUAAAUAUAAAUUUUUCGUCAAAAUGUCAAGUUUCUACUAAUAAUUUAAUCUGGAUUACAAUGAAAAUAUCAAAAAACUUAGUCACGAUUGAGAUUAAAAAUUUAACAAAAAGAUCUUUGCAUAUUUUUUUAUUGGAGCAACAUUUAUGGCACUAAUCAUAAUCCGCACAAAUUCAAAAUAAUGAAAUCGUUAUGCCGUAAUUUAAAAAAAAAUAGUAUAAUCCUUUUUUUUUGGUUUUUCCCAAUUAUUACCACAAAUACUUUGCAUAUCGAAAAACGAUUUACUUGUGAAAUAUUUGUGAAAUAUUUAAAGGAACAAAAUCAAUUUUUUGUCAUUUUUGACUUGGACCAAUAUUUUUAGUAGAAAAUAUCGUGUGAACAUAAUGCGAACAAUGAAAACUGUAGCUUCGCGACACAUCGUAAAUAUUUGCCGUUUUACCUAUAAUUUUCUUUCGGGGUUUUCUCAAUUAUUUCGAAAACCUAUUGGAAAAUAAAAAUUGAUCUCUCCAAUGCAACAACAAGUGAAAAUUACCUUUCAGAAAAGGUGCUAUAAUCUUUACUUCGGAGCAAAUAUUCUGGUAGAAAAGUUGUUCAGACACAAAAAAAAAAAAAUAGUAAAAAACAACACAUAGUAUAACCUAAGUAAGUAGGAAAGUAGGAAAGUAGUAAUCUAUUGAUUACUACUUUCCGAUUUAAAACAUUGUAAAUCCAAAACAUUUCUCACUCCGCUCAGAAUCUAAAAUAUGAAUGACUAGGGUGAGUGAAUGACCGUGUGAGUACCAAAUAAAGUACUCACGGCAGUCAUCUUGUUAAACUAAAAACAAGCACAUUGUUUGCAUUAAGAUUAAAUACUAAUAGCCAUUUUUUUAUUUCUUUGUAAAAAUUUAAAUUUUUUAAAUUGAAAUUGAAUGCUUAAAUAAAACUAAUUUUUAAUUAAUUUAUUCAUGAGGUACAAUUUUUUUUUUUUUACUUUUAGGGAUGUGAGAACUAAUAAAGUUUGAGAACUGUAUGUAUAUGAAAAUAAACCAAAAAGAUGUCUACUAAAAUUUCACAAAAAUGAUUACGAUAUUUUAAUCAGUAGGUGAGUGUACAAUGUACACUAUAAAUGCCUAUUUCAUAUUUAAUGGUAUUUAAAUAACCAUAUUGCACCAUCCUGUAUAAAAAUACUUGUUUAAAAGUGUGUUUAUGUUAUAAAAGUUUGUCAAGGCAUCAUUGUUUAUUUAAAAAUAACAUCUGUAAAUAGAAUAAUACAAAUAAAUACUGUAGAACAAUGAAGGUAGUAUUUUAAUCCAGUAUUACAUAUUUCUACCUAUUUUUUAUAAUCUAGCAUAUUAUGAACUAAUUUUAUUCAUGGCCGUUUUGAAAUAAUAGCACACUAAAGACUUAAGUUGCAUGUUAAAUUAAUACUUCAGUGUCUCAUUGACAAAUUUUAUUGACUUGUGUCUAACAAAGGUUUUUAUUAGUGUAUACAUACAAUACCUAAUAUUUUUAAGGAAGUAAAACUGUAUAUUUAAUAGUGCGUAAUAACACAGCUAUUACUUGUAUAUAAUUGCUAAACUGAAUGCUUCAUAAUUGUAUUUAUUGCACAAUAUAAAAUUAAUUUUUAUUACUUAAUUUGUUAAUUUUAUAAUAAUUCAGACAGAUUAGAUUAAAUAAUUAAUAUUUGGUAUUGUUAGGUAUGGUUACAAAUAGUAUGUAAGUUAAUUAAGUUCUUUGAAAAAAAAUAAAUUAACGAGUUAAAAAGUGUAAACGUCAAUAAUCAUCAACUAUUUUAGAUUAUUAGCAGAACGAGGAAGUUAUUAGCUUAAACUGUUUAAGGUGUGCAUACUUGAAGUUAUUUUUGUACCUAUUACAAAUAUACCAGGUGAUCCAUUUGUGGAUACAUUCAUUAUCUCGGAAAGUAUUAACUUUUUCCGGAAUUUGUUUUCUAGAACAUUUAAGAAACAAGCUGCUCUACAAUUUUAUAUUUUUGUUAUUUUUUGUCACCUUUAUUUUUGGGGGUAAAACCACUACGUAAACUUAAAAAUUUCAACAUUAAAAUUUAUUUUAACUAAUAUCCCAUCUAUUUAUGCAAUUUUUAAUAUAGGUUGCCAUUUGGAAAUUAAAAGUAAGUAGUGGUUUUACCCCCCCCCCCCAAAAAAAAGGUGACAAAAAAUAAAAAAAUAUAAAAUUGUAGAGCAGCUUGUUUCUUAAAUGUUCUAGAAAACAAAUUCCGGAAAAAGUUAAUACUUUUCGAAAUAAUGAGUGCACCCACUUAAAUAGAUCACCUAAUAAACAUAUAUUGUGUAAAAAUAGAUUUUAGAAUUAUUGUAGUCGUAACAAUCUAUAUUUGAUAUAUUAUAUUAAUAUUUAAAUUUAAAUACAUUCUAUGAACUAACAGCUAAGAUUACUUUCCUUAUCUGCAGUAAAUAGUAACCCACGAUUUUAACUUAUUAUUAUAAAUUAAUAUUGCAAUAAAUAUUAAAAGUUCAUCAAUUCUACAAACAAAAAUAUUGUUAUUAUAAUUAUAAUAACUAUGUUUAAGAGGACGUUAUACCCGCAUCUACUGUCUCAGUCCAACUACCAAGUAACACGCAAAAAGAAUGUUUACGCAGAAUAAAUAAAACUAGCAUAAUAUUAAUUUUAGAGUAAAAAUACCUAUUAUGAAAUGUAUAGAGAACAAUAUUUUGAAAGGAAUGUCAUAGGUGUUUUUUGAAUUAUGAACUAUUAAAAAAGUUUUAAAAAACAAAAAUAAAAAAGGUUUUUGUAUCUUUUAUAUCGAACUGUAUAUUUUAAAUGAUACGAAAACCUUAUGGAAUUCCUUCCAAAAUAUUUUUCUCUAUACAUUUCAGAAAAGGUACUUUUAUUCUAAAAUCAAAAUUAAGCUAGUUUUACUUAUUCUACGUAAGUAUUGUUUUUGCAUGUUACCCAAAAGUUGGACUAAGACAAUAGAUGCGCGUAUAAUGUCCUCUUAAUGCUAAAAAUUGUAUAUAAGUUUCUAACUUACAGAAUGAACAUCAAUAAAAAACGCCACGUGACUUUGGUAGAUAACCAGCCAGUAAAUGAAAGACAAUAUAACUAAUGGAUGGUCAUAAAUUUAACAAUGUUAUGCGUGGAUGUGUGGUACAGGUAUUAUAUAAUAUAGACGAUUUCAAAUUUUUCAAAUAAAUACUUAUUUUAAACGGGGUGAGUAUUCAAAUUUUUCGAAUACUACAACAAAAAUACCUACACAAAAUCUAUGCAGUCAAAUAAUAUCAAUUGGUCACAGCGUCAUACAGCAAAUAUUAAAACAUUUUAUUAAGACAGAUACAUUAUUCUAAACGUUAAUUUUGUUAUAUUAUUAAAUGUAUUUGAAUAGAACUCAAAAUAAAUAUAACAAUUUUACACAUAUUAUUAUAGUAUGCACGUGUUGCAGUGACCAUAUACAGUCACCAUGUCUACAGGACUUUGUGAUACAGCUAAGACCAAAAACCGGAGGGAGGUGCUUCUUUACAUCCUUGAAUUUUGUUUACAGCAAAACAAAACGCACCAAGAGGUCAACAAAUACUCUAAGCAAUAUGCAGUUUAGCUGAGGUAUCGCGAGUGUGUCGUGUCCGAAAAUCUCUAUAGAUAUCUAUCCAGUAUCUACACUGCAAUGGCACAAGGAUCCCAAAAUAAUUACAAUUGCUUUUUUUUUUUCUGUUAAAAAUUUAUAUUUUAUUUAAAUUUUAUUGUUUAUUACCUAAUUCAUCCAUGAUUUAAAAUCGUAAAGCUCAAAAGCUUUUAUACAUCUACAACUACAAGAAAAAAAAAUUCUAAGCGAUAAAGGAAAUGGGAAAAACGCAAAUGAAUUUACUAGAGUAAUGAAGGUAAGAUAAUAAUAAUACAGACAUUUUUAAAACUUUAAAUCUUGAAAUAAAAUAAUUCGAGUUUAAAGGCUGUAAAGACAAUUAAUAAUUGCAAAAUUCGCAUGUUUUAAUAUAAUUGAAAAUUUAAUAAAAUUUGAUUUUUUUUAUACUUUUUACCUUUGUAAAAUAGUAAAGAUCUAUUUUCUGUACUAAAAAUCACACAAAUACUAUACAAUAAUUUUAGUAAAUUUUAGAUAAUACUUAUGUACCAUUUUUUCUGUAUUUAUUAUAUCCAUAGCCUGUGAAACUAUUCUGUAUAUGUCGUUUGGGGUGUAGCAAAUAAAAUAAAUAAAAUAUUAAUUUAUGAUAAUUACUUAUAUAAUCUCUCUGUUCUAAAUUAUAUUCACAGUAAUAGUGUACCUAUAUACUUUUACAUAACACUUUAUUAAUAAUUUGGAUUUAUUAUAAAUGUUGUAGAUUACGUUUAUUGUUACAUUGUUGUUUUUUGUAACGUCACCAAACUAUGGGUCGUUUAUUAUAAUUGACAAAUUGCGGAAAAGAGCAUUAAUAAUAACACACAAACUUCCAAUAUGCCGGAUUUACAAUAACAGGUAAAAUAUGAUAUAGAAAUAACAUUAAAUACUGAUUUAUUAUUAUGUCUAGAAUAAUAUACUUAUGCAAUCUAAAAAUCAUUAUAAUACGUUAUUUUGUUGAAUUAUAUGUCAAAAAUAUAAAAAGUUCAACUAAUAUGUCAUCCAAUUAAAAUGGUAAUCCUACUUAAUUAAUGUUUAUUAUAAUACUUAUAUAUAAUAUUUUGUACAAGAAAAAAUAAAGAAUAAAUCCAUAUGAUUUUUGUCAGCAAUAUUAAUAACUCAUAAAGCAAUAAAUAAAAGACAAAUUACCUAUAUAAUAUAUGCACUGAAAAAGAUACCAAUCAUACAUCCGGUAAACUACGAGCAAUUACUAAUUAAUAUUAAUGGUUGUUGACAAAGAGUAUAAUAAUACCUCAUCAGGUGAAACCAUUUUACGAGGACAAGAUAUGCAUUUUCAUUAGAUUUGAUCAUGAUGAACAAAAACAAUGUAUUCCUAUUUUAAGAGGGGGCAAAAGUAAAUAGAUAAAUAUAGGUACACAAAAUGAAAAAAAUAAUGAAUUUGACCCAAGGAUUUUUACAGUUUAACAACAAGUAUAAUUAACAAUUUAUCUUUCGGUGAACUGCUCUUAAUUUAAACAUUUUAAAUUACAAAUAAUUAUUUGUUAUUUAUUAGAUUAUUUUUUUGUAAUAUGACAUUUCCUACACAUUAUUUUUUUAAACAUAGGUACAACACGUAUGUUAUAUCUAAUAUAACUCACAGUUAAGUAGGCACAGACUAAUUAACACUUUGUAUAAUAUUUAGAUAUAGUAUGUACAUAGUAAUAUUGUUAAGUGAAUUAAAUAUUUACCUAUGAUUAAUAUAAUAUAUAGCUACCUAUUAUAAUAUGUAGGGCAAUAAUAUAAAUAAUACAAGGAAUAAUUGUAUUCUACUAGAUAUAUAGAAUACACAAUGCAAGUACGUUUGUAUCAGUAUAGAUUUUGAAUAUAAGAAAGAAGUUAUUAGUUUUAUAAAGAUGUUAUAUUUGGGUUAGUAUAAAUGAUCUGUUUUAUUCACACGAUGUUUCACAAGAUUCAUAUUAUUUAAAACAAUCUUUGAAAUUACAAAAAAAAAAUAGUUAUCUACUUCAUUUUUUUUAAAUACUACAUUGGUAAGUAGUAUUGGCAUAUAUAGUACCAAAAAAUGUGCAAAAUUUCUGACACUUUAAUUUAAUUAAACAUUUAUCAAAACUGACAGUUCACCCCUAAGUCCUUUAGUAGUUUUUGAAUUUUUGGGUGGUCUUGGCAACAAGGACAACUAAAACCAUGACCAAUAUUAAUAAUAAUACUACUCUAUUAAAAAUCGUUCUUUGUUAGCAAUGGUUUAUUGUUGCAUACAGUAUUUUUACUAAGAUAUUUAUAAUGAUUAAUCGGACCAGAAAGGAAUGCAAAUACAGUGUUACUACUUAAUCAUUUGGAAAUUAUUGUACAAUUAUUGUAAAACGUCAUCAAUGGACAAAUUAGAGAUAAAAUCAAGUUUAUGACAUGUAUAUUUUGUUUUUGAUCAUUAUUUUAACUAUUAUUACUAUUAUGUAUUAUUAUUAUUAAGUAAAUAAAUAUUUAAAAAAAAAAUUAUAAAAAAAUGUUCAUUCUGCAAGAAGACAUAUAAUAAUAUUAACAAUUGCACUAGUUAUAUAUAUUUUCAUAUUGUACACUUUGUUAAAUCAUGGGAUUAUUGUUUCUGUAGAUAUGUUUUAAGAUUAAAUUUGGAUGGAGUAAUUUUAUAUGAAUAGCUGAUUUUUUAAACUAAUAAUUCUUUCAACGACUGCCUUUAACUAUCACUAUCUCUCUUACUCAAUAUAGGUUUCACGUUUCCUUUUCUAAACGGAGUCAAUUUAUUAAAGUGUCCAUGAACUACAAAGACCAUCUACUUUGAGGGUGCUAAAAUUAUAAAUACGUUAAAGACUCACGAGGGUUAUGCUCCCACAAUCCCAUUUCACAACUUUUACAAUAAUCAACUACGCCUUUUAUUUUCAAUAUUUACAAUUUUGUUUAUAAAAAGCUAUCCUAGGAUAAUGGGGACAGGUGCAGCCACUGUUGAAGGUGGAAAGUAGGAUGCAAAAGGGAGUUUUAUGUAUAACUGUAAACAAUGAUAGACCAUUGCUAACGAAAAAAACGAUUCUAAUGUGUACACGCAUUUAUCUUAUUAAUUAUUUAUUUGUGCAGGCUUGGCUAUACAAUACAUUGUUGGAUCGGUACUUACAUCAAUUUGUGAUACAUUUUUAAACAAUGACACCUUAUUAAGCCUUGUCCAUCAGUUAAACAAAGUUGAGAUACUGCUUGACGAAUUAAAUGAUUAAUUGAUGAUAAAAAAUUGUCUUCUUUUCUUCCUCCUGUGAUUCACUUUUCACUCGGAAUGAAUCAGUUCACUUUAUGUGAAGACAAUUUUUUAGAAUCGGCAAUUUCAGAGAAUGAAAUUGGUAUUCGUCAAGCAGUAUUGCAAUUUUCUUUGACUGUUGGACAAGGCUUGAUUAGGUGCGACUCACAGUGGGGCAAGAUUAUUGAAUCAAGUGAAAAACUCAUAAAAGCUAUAUCUAAUGAUAUGGAGCUAAGAUAUAAGUAUUGCAAUGAGCAUGUUUUAUGAAAGUAAAUAAAUUUAAUAUAUUAUUCUUCCAUACGGUGUGCUUUUUCCCACAGUGUCAUAUAUUCAGAUUGAAAACAGCUAAUUAUUCGCGAAAUUUGCAGUUUCUACGAAUUAUGACUAGAUCCUGUCUUUUUUUCUAUUUCCUCUUGCAAUGCGUCUAUCUGGUUUUGUAAUUUUUGGUUAAUUUGUUUGUCAUAAAUAAGAUAUUAUCAUUUGUAUCUAGAUUAAUAUAUACAGAGUGUCCCACGAGGAUUCGACAAAUGCUAUAACUUUUGUUCUAUUCAAUAUUUUUGAUAUACAUUUUUUUUAAAUAAUUAGUAUGCCUCAGCGCUAUAAUUUAUAUAUGAAAUUUUUUUUUUUUUUUUGGGAGAGGAGGGCUUAAAAUAAAAAUUUUAAAUUUUACUAUAAUUUUUUUAAAAAAAUAUUGGUGGUUGGAACGUUUGUUAAAGUAUGGUCCUUUAUUUUCUACGAUUUUUUGAAAAUUUGAAUAACUUUCUUUCAAUCCUAACAAUAUUGUUUACCAACAUAAAUUACCAUCAUCAUCAACAUUAAUAUAUAUCAAAAAUAUUGAAUAGAACAAAGUUAUUGAAUUUGUCGAAUUCUUGUGGGACACCCUGUAGAUACCAAGAAAAAUUAUAUUACAUUAAAUUACAUAUAAACAAGAAUUGACUACACUAACAAAUGUGUUCAACAAAUAUUAGUCAACCAGUAAAAUUAAUUUGUUCUCAGAAAAAAAUUGAAACAUUAUUUAAGAAAGUAUAGGAGAUUCAAAUUUAUUACUCACAAAUUAAUUAGUAUAAUGUAAUAAUAUUCAAAAAGUUUAACUUAAAAUUGUUAUAACUUCGAAAAUUAUAAAACAGAUAAAAAUUAUAAUUACAAAUUUUUCAAUAUUUAGGGCUUUCAAUGAGUUUUUAAAAAUAAAUGAAUCAAAACGGGCAAAAAAUGAAAUUUUCAUCCAUCAUCAACGAAAAUACCUACUGCUUCUAAAUAUGUAUUAAUAAAAGUCAGAUCAAUCACGGAACACAAUUAAAUCUCUAAAUGUUAAUUUUUAUUUGAAAACUUCUAUAUAUGUUUUACAUAAAUACAUACAAUUUGCAUAAAACAGCCAUAAAUUCUGAAUCUUAAUUUUUUAAGAAUUAGAAUCAUACCUGAUCUAUAUUUUAUUUUAUGAAAUUAAAAUUAUAAAGAGCCCAAAAAAUAUUUAAAAUAUUUUAUAACUGAAACUCGUGUGUUGUCAUGACGUAUUAUUAGCUUGGAUUAAUGAACGUGGGGUAGUGAGUUCAAUGUUUCUAAUCUAAUCACCCGUGAUAAAAUUCUAUGGGUAAAUAAGUAUGAUUAUUGUGAAAAUACCAACUUUUAAAUCAUAGAUUUUUUUAAAUUAAUUCAUCACAAAUCGAAUCGGUGUAAGUGUCGAUCUAAAUAUGUAUUGUGCAACUAGAGAUGUCACAGUAUUCAAGCCUGGACAAAUAAAUAAUACCUAUAUAAUAAUAAUUGAUAAUAUAAAUUUGUUGUCACAAUAUAUUAUAAUAAUUUAUAAUAACAUAAAUGUGUCUGUGUGCCUAUCUACCUAAUAUGCUUAAAUAAUAAUAGUAAAAUACGACCAUAAAAAAUAUCACAUAAUUGGUAAACAAUUUCGGACUUUUGUAUUCCAAACUACAAAAAUCAUUUGGGGUUUGAUCAAUCUAUUUUUUGUAUCCUAGGUUUUACCGGUAUUUGUACUUUUAUUGUAACAUAUUUGUUCUAUUAUGGUAAAUUAACUAAAUGGUCAUUAUAUAUUUUCUUUAAUAGAAAAAUAAUUUAACAUUGUACUGAUUUUCCCGUUGUUCCACAUUUGUUGGGAAAACUUAGAAAAAAAACAAAAAAUAACCUCCUUAAAGUACCACUCCAAGAAAAUAUACUUUCAGAAAAGGGCUUACAUCAUAUACAUUGGAAUAAGUUUUCUGGUAGAAAAAGUAUUAAUAAAAUAAAUAAAUAAAUAAAUAUCUUUGUAAAACAAAUAUACUCUUCGCUACACUUAGAAUCUAAAAUUUAUCAUAAUUAUUUUGUUCUGCUCAUUAAUUAUGCAAUUUAAUAUAGAAAAAGUUUUUGUUUUUUUUUGGGUGUGCUAACUUUGUGGUGCUAAAGACGACCCUCUAGAUCCCUCUGAGUUGCACUUAUGAUAAUAGUAUAAAUAAUAUUAUUUGUAAACUUGGUGCAAGUGCAACUGUACAUGUGACAUUCCAUGGGUAUUGUUUUUUUAUCGUCUGUCAAUACAAAUUGUAGCAUACUUUUCAAAGUUAUUUUCGCGUCUAAAAUGUUUUUAUGUUUUUAUGUUACAUUUAAGGGAUUUAAAUAUGACUUCUGGCUGCAGAUGCUCUUUGUCAUACUGAGCCAGCAUUAGGUCAAAAGGUCAUUAAUUAAUUUCAUAGUACUUACAGAAGUACCUAGUUCUCAAAUUUUUAAUUUUGUGUAUCACUUAUACAUAUAAUGGAACUGUUAUUUACUACAUAUAACUGAAAAUACCUAAUAUAAACACACAAAAUUGAUUUUUAUUUGUAUUCUCAUAUAUUUAAUUACUACCAAGACCCAUCAAAUUGCACUUCAGAAUUAUUAAUUUUUCAUUUGAAGUAUCAUCACAAAAAUAUCAUCAGGUAUUUAGAUAGUAGUAGCACACUAAAUACUGUAAAUAUUAUUUACAGAUCUGUUCAAAUAAAUUAUUUGAUAUUUAAUAAAAUUGAAAUUAGAUUUUUAGUUUUCUAUUUUCUUAACAAAUAAAUAAAUAGAGAAUCCAUAAAAGUAAUAUCUAAUAUUUGUUUAAGGAAUGAAAUACAAAAGUUAUUGAAAGAAAAUUCGUUGUUUGUUUAUGAAUCAAUGUCCGUUGAAUCUGUAGAUUUGUUUUAUAAAAUCUGCCGAGGAGCUCUAAGAGGCCCAUGUCAAAAUAUUGACUUCAUAUAUCCAGGUAGAAAAUAUAUUGAAAAGUAUAAAAUAUUAUUUAUAUCGCAAUUUAAAAAUGUUUCAUAUGUAAUAGGCACAAAAUGGUGUGGACCUGGUAAUGUUGCUAAGAAUUAUUCAGAUUUGGGUGUUUACCGAGAAGAAGAUAUUUGUUGUCGAGAACAUGAUCAUUGCACCAGAACUUUGGAAACGGGUCAAUGUUAUUUUAAUCUCUGUAAUACCUCCCCGUAUACUAGGUAAAUAGUUAAUUUUAUUUAUUUUGAUUUAUUAUAAAGGGUAAUCAACAUAAUGUAAAACAUUCGUUAGUUCAGAUAUUAACUUUUUUUUUUAGAAAAUUUAAGAAACAAAUAGCUCUACAAUGUUAAAUUACCGUUAUUUUUUUGUCACUCAUCCUUAUUUUUGGGGUGAAACCACUACUCACUUUUAAUUUUCGAAAGUCAACCUACACUUUAAAUAUUUCAUAAAUACAUAAUAUAAUACUUUAAUUAAACUUUGAUGAUUAAAUUUUUAAUUUCCAUCAAUUCUUGAUGAGAUAUUCCACUCUAAAAUUUGUUAUUUUGUUGGUAGGAGGAGGGUAAUAGAGCAUCAUUUGUGUGGCAGUGCAGCGUGAAGCAUUUUAAUGCCUUUCAUAAUUUCAACAACAAAAUUUAUUUAAACUAAAUCAUCCAAUUAUGGAAUUUUCAAUACAGGUUGCUAUUUAAAAAUUAAAAGUGAAGUGGUUUCACUCCCAAAAAUAGGAGUAAUGUAACAUUGUAGAGCUGAUUAUUUCUUCAAUUUUUUAAAAAUAUGAGUAUUUUCAAUAUAACGUUUUGACCAUCCUAUAAAUGUUAUAUUAUAUUACUAAUUAUAAUGUGAAAAAAAUGGUAUUUUAUAGGUAUUAAAUAUUCAAUUUGUACAUCAAUAAUAAUCUGUGACUUUUUCAGAUCUCAUUGUGAAUGUGAUAAGAAGUUUCAAAAAUGUUUAAAUAAAGUCAACACAUCUACUGCUCAUACAUUGGGUAUUAUAUUUUUCAAUAUAGUUAAAGUCAUGUGCUUUAAAGAAGAAUGUCUUUUUGGGUAAUACACAAAAAUAUAUUAUAUUUUUAAAUAAUAUAGUUAGUACUUAGUACUUCUAUGUUCUAUUAUUUCACUUAUAUAGUCCCAAUAGUUUUUGUGCAUUGGUGUAUUUUAUUACUGUUUGUAAUUGUUUAAUAAAGAUUGUUAAAGAAAUAUCUAAUUGGUCUAAUUUGGUAUGUCUUUUACUAAAACCAAAUAGUGAAAUUAAAAUCUGUUUAUUUCUAUUCGAUAGAAAAUUUAAAAAUAAAAUCAUCAGAUGAAAAUGUUGUAUGUCUUCAAUGAAAAACUAAUGAAAUUAUUUAGUGCAAAUUGUUCCCAUUUCACAUUCUAAAUAAUUACUAUACAAUUUAAUAUAAUAUAAUAUGAAUAAUACCUAUAUUUACAGUGUUUAUAAUAUUCAUAAUAAAACCCUGAAUUACUAUAAAUUAAUUAAUUAUUUGUUUUAUUAUAUUUUUUUAGAGGGUGUUUUCAAACGUUUGAAAUAAUACCAAAUUACCACCCACGAGGCAGAAGUUUGGAAAUACUCUCCUCAGAUCACCUUUUUAAUAUUUUUAUAAAAAUUUUCAUGGAUUUUGUCCGUUAUACAUUAAUAUAAAUGGUGAAUAUGCUUAAUUUAAGUUCUUUAAAAAAUUUUAAACAAAUUUUUGUGUGAUUAUUUUAUUUAUUUUUAUUAUACAUAUCAACAUUAUGCAAAUUUUAAAUACCAUGGAAAGUAUAAUACUAAAUUAGUAAUAAUAUUGAUAAUGCAUAAUUUAUUAGGAUAGGUGAAAUUUAAAUUACUUUAUAUCUAUAUUAAUGACAAGUUUUAAGUUAAUCCUACUUAAAAAAAAAAAAUAAGUACACUAUUGUCUCUUAAUGGAUUACAUACAUAAUAAUUUUAAAAAUGUGUAUUAUAUAAAAACUAUUUACAUUUAAUGCAAACAAACAAAUGUUUUAUAAUUCUACUUUGGAAGAAUAAAAUAAUAACAAUUCAAGAAAUUAAUAUUUUUUUUUCCUGGGGCUUCAGAAUAUUUAGCAACAAUUUAUGGAACAAUAGUAAUAUUAUAACUUAUAAAAUAAUAUCAAAUAUGUUUAUACAAAGUUUUUAUUUACCUUUAAUUAAUAAUAAUUAUCUGUUUCCAAACUGAAUAAUUAAUGGCUUUCCUUCAAUUAUUAGUCCAAUGUUCUCUUUUAAUGCUUUCUCUGCUAUUUCAAUACCUAAAUAUUUUAUA
Molecule: messenger RNA, 12924 nt
Organism: Cinara cedri
Lineage: Eukaryota; Metazoa; Arthropoda; Insecta; Hemiptera; Aphididae
Source: the annotation of a GenBank genome assembly